This is a messenger RNA of Petromyzon marinus (sea lamprey), 4881 nucleotides long. NCBI's taxonomy places the organism in Eukaryota, Metazoa, Chordata, Hyperoartia, Petromyzontiformes, Petromyzontidae. The record is from RefSeq and is a predicted model, not a curated record.
CUCCCCCCGCGGGGUGGGGGUGGGGCUGCUUCGCGCCCACACCUGAGCCCAGGUGAACGGUGCUGGGCGGACUUAGCCCUCUUAGCCCCGCCCCUCUCCCCGCGGGGUGCCUGCCAGGCUGUGCGUGCUGCGUUGCAAGGCGCGUGCAGUAGCAGCAGCAGCAGCGGGCAACACGCGAGAGGCCAGACAUGGCCGAGAAGAUGGACAAGGCAGACCGUUCGCUCACCGAGAGACUCAUGGGCCGUCUGCACCCUCCACGGCUGAGCCGCAACCUCUCCCUGCGCCGGGAGAACACGGCGGCGGCGGCGUCACGCGGUGGGGCGGCUGGCGGGGCGCACACCAUCGCACGCAUCCCCCUCGCAGGCGGCGACCACAGGCGGCCGCACACCGCGUGCGAGCUCGAGCGGCCGGAGGAGCGAGAGGAGCAGCGGGCGGCGGCGGGCGCUGCCACCGGGAGGGCGGUGAGCGCCUGCGACAUGGCGGUGGCGGGCACCCCGCUCGCGGAAGAGGGGGCCACCGGGACGCCCGGCGAGGCCGGGCGGCGGCCACUCCCGCCGUCGCCUCCCGAGAACAAGCUGUACUCCCGCCUGUCCCUGCUGCAGACCGAGGCGCGCCUAUCCCUGCGGUACUUGACGAUGGCGGUGGAGAGGGCCGCUCGGGAACAGGUGUGCGGGGCGGCAGGCAGGGUGCUGGAGUCCGUGAGCAACAUGCUCGUCUGCGAGGGGAUGCCCAGCAACAGUGUGCAGGAGGCCGCGGUGUGUUCUGCGCUCGCCCGUCUCCUGCACUGGGCCGACCAGCACGCCCUGACGAGCCGAGCCUUCCCGAGCGUCGACACGGCCUUGCAGCAGCUCGCCACCGAUCUCAACGCCGCCACGCAGGAGCUCAUCGAUUGGCUGGCCACUGAGCCAGGGCGGCAGAUUGGUCGAUCCAACGAUGACAUCACAGCCCCGCCCAAGCCGCCCCGUCCUCCUGGCCUCACCUUCCUCAACACCUACAGCCCCCCGAUGCUCCCGGCAAAGUCCUGGCGCACGCCCGGAGGAUCGGUGAGGAACGGCGAGAACAGGGAAACCUUCCUUGGAGACGUGACUUCCUUGCCGACUCCGUGUGAGCUGAUGGCCUUGGACCACCAAUCAAUCUCCGCCGUCAACUCUGGGCACGGGACAGGAAGUGAUGUCAUCGGCGAAGCAUCCCCGCCACCGCUGCCAGAAAAAAAAGCCCACGUGCAGACCUACAUACAGAUGUGUCGGGAUUACAAGACUCCCGAUGCCACGUCGUUCAUCGCCAUGAGACCCAUCAACUACCGCCUCAUGCCCGACAUCCAGGACAUCCAAGCGACCGUCGGCGACCCGCCGAACCCGCGAACCGCGAGCGCCCAGGCGGCCCCGCCGCCGGUCCACGAGAGGGCCCCCCUCCGCGUCGUCGGCGGCGCUCCCCAGCCGCCGUCCCCCGGCGAACGAAACGAUUCCCCCUCUGGCUCGCACGCCGACGGUCGGCCGGGUCCCUCGACUGCGAGCGGCGAGGCCACAUCGGACGCCGGGGCCGGGCCCGUCUCGCCGAGCGGUGGCCGAGAAUGCGGCCCCGGCGGUGGCGAUCGCUCGCCCGGCGACCUGCCGGCGGUCGUCGACGAGACGCCCGUGGCGCCUGCGGGCGAAGACGGCGACGACGGUCGCUCGUCCGGCAGCGGGCGGGCCGCUGGGACGGGCGACGGGCAAGGGGAGGCUGUCGAGGAGGCCCCUGGGGUGGACGCGGCCCGGAGCGCGACGAGCAAGAGUCCCGCGGGAGAAGGCGUGCCCACGACGGGCGGAGCGAGCCCGCCCGUCGCCACGCCCUGCUCGGAACAAGAAGAACUCUUCCUCGUUGACUACCAAGAGAUCAUCAGGAGGCUGGUGCUGAAGAGUCAGGUUGAUAGUGGACCCGACCUCAAGGGGGGUUCCCAAGACAUCCUCAUCGUCCACGCGACCAUGGCCGAUAAAAAACAGUACCUCGUGUUCUGCGAGGCGUUCAUCGUCACCUACAGGACGUUCAUUUCCUCCGAGGGGCUCCUCCGAAAGCUCAUCAUGAGAUACCGGCACCUGAGCAGGACGGAGGACGCGGCGCACACGCGGGCACGCAGGAACACGCUCUCGCUGCUGCUCAGGGUCGCCGACGACCUGUGCGUCUCGGAGCUCACGGACGAGGUGGUGUGCUCGCUGGCCGGCGUGGUGUGCGCGUGCGUGACCGGCGGGGACCUGCCGCUGGCUCGGCCUCUGCGGGACACGCUUGUGACGCGCGUGACGGCGCGGCGCGCCCACGCGCAGGCGACGAGCGGGACGCCCCUCGCCAGCCUCGCCGUGUCGGCCCGACCGGCCUCGGUCCACGACUUCCACAGCCUCGAGUUGGCGGAGCAGCUCACUCUGUUGGACUCUGAGCUGUUACAAAAAAUCGAGAUUCCGGAGGUGCUGCUCUGGGCCAAAGACCAGAACGACGAGAAGAGUCCAAAUCUGACUCGGUUUACGGAGCACUUUAACGCAGUGUCCUACUGGGCUCAGACCGUGCUGAUCCAGGCCGACAAGCAGUCGGAGAGGGAGCGGCUCGCCCACAAGUUCCUCAAGAUUAUGAAGCACCUGCGACGCCUCAACAACUACAACUCGUACCUGGCGUUGUUGUCUGCACUGGAAGCCUCGGCCAUCGCCCGCCUGACGUGGCCAAAGAGUGUCACUGAGACGAUGGCAGAGUUCCGCCAGCUGAUUGACAGCUCGGGCUCGUUUUCCAAUUACCGCUCGGCCCUGGAGAAGGCCCAACCCCCGUGCCUCCCCUACCUCGGGCUGAUCCUGCAGGAUCUGACGUUCGUGCACAUGGGGAACCCAGAUCUCAUCGCCGGCCGAGUGAACUUCUCCAAGCGCUGGCAGCAGUUCAACAUCCUGCAGAGCCUGCGUACCUUCCUGCACUGCCGCUACGAGUUCCAGCGCGUGGACGCCGUGCUCUCGUGUUUUGACGGCUUCACGGCGCGCCUGGGCGAGGAGUCUCUCUACGAGCUCUCCCUCGCCAUCAAACCGCGCGCACGGCGGCGCCACUGCGACCAGCUCACCGCCUAGCAGCGCCCGCGCCGUUUCCGUGGCAACCGCUGCCCAGGCCGUUUCCAUGGUAACCGCUGCCCAGGCCGUUUCCGCGGCACCUGCUUUCCAGGCCGUUUCCGCAGCAACCGCUUCCCAGGCAGUCUCCGCGUUUGCCACCGCGACGACCGCAUGAGCGUCCCUCUCCCCCUCCCCCCCUCUCGGACCGUCACGUCGGCGUUAUGCGCGAGUCGUGUUGCUGGCCUGUAUUUGGCGUGCCGGUGCGCAAGGGGGCACGAGGUGGUGCCAAUGGCCCCACUGGCCGUGGAGUCGGCCACAGUGCGCGCGAGGCCCCAACGACGGAGCCGCGAGUCGAGCCUCAGGCCGGGGCUCGGCCAAGGCCAGAGAGUCGGGGAGUUCGUGAACGAGGACUUAGGGCGCAAGAUGUGAAAAAGAGUGUUUCUCAAUCUUUGUUUUUUUACGUACGUUUUACUUUUUUUUUCCUUGUGUCACGUGUAUAGUUACAAGUGUAUUGUAUCCCAGUGUAUGGGCCCUCAAUAAAGGACACUCGCUGGUGUGCGAGGUCCGUGACGUUCACUCCUUUAAGCUCGAUGCUCUCCGCGUCACUUGCUUGUUGCGUUAAGCUGAUCAUCCUUUGCCCAACCGUGCUCAUCGGAGGUGCGGGCUAUGUACGGUGCCAAAGAAGUCCAGCAUACAUACCUGUGCAUAAUUCUAUAUUUGAAGCUUUCGUGACUGCAAGGAUUCACUGGUUUUUUUUGGUAAAGUCAUUUAUUUUAUUUUACCUACGUGACUUUACCUGUACAUACUUGCACUUCAGAGCACAAAUCAAAAUAACCCCGACUGCCCGGGCCCCUUGUUCGUCACAAACCACGCUCCUCCCCCAGCAAAGCAGAUUACCUCUUACCCUCACUCUGCAGGGCGCAUUGCCCAGAAUAUUUGCCUGUUGGGUAUAGCUAUUAUAUCUCGUUUCUGCCGUAAUGCGUUGGGCAACAGGGUGGACAGUAGAGGACAGUGUUGCAAAAUCAAUUGUAAUGUACUUCUAUGCUCCCCGAGAUUAUCCUGUGUACCUUCAACCCACAUCGAGCAGGGUGGUAAAGUAUGGACAAAUAACCCCCACGAGCUACAUAUGGGGUAGGAAAGCCCUCAUCCAGCAGUGGAUAGGGCUGCACAUGCAUCGUGAGACAACUCACUGUGGCUGCUGGCCUCUGCCAUAGGAAUGUGGAAUUUCCACCAAUUACCCCCCCAAAAAGUGUAUUUGCAGUAUUGUCAACAGGGCGAUUUAGCAGCCGACAUCUUUGGAAAUGUUCCCAUGUGUUUAUUCCAACAUUGAUGCCCAUUACAAACGGUAUCAACGGGGUGAUUGAACAUGAAAAACCAAGUCGUUUAAAAUCAAGAGACUACACAGUCCGCAUUGUACAAGGCCUCGGGCAGCAAUUUGGCAUUGCAUUCCUUUUGUUCGAAGAAAUGACAGUUGGCAAGGAAGGCACUCCGUAGUAUCGCUCAGCCAGGUGUGCGUAGAGCGACCUGCUACCUGGCCAUCGCGCCAAGCAGGUGACAAUUGCCCACACCUGGUGCCCAGCCUUCAAGGCACUAACCAAGGUAUGGAAGCACUUGUUGAGGUUCUACACACACACGCACGUGAAUCGGUGGACAGAAAUGUUUUGUUCAUAACCUGAUGAAAUGAAAUAUAACCUGCUGGUCCGAGUGAAGAAAUCACGAUAGUUGUCCCCGAAAGCCAGAGGAUGUGUCGCAUAUUUAACAUUUUUACUCGGAUAUGUAUGACGAGUACACUACUGUAAAAACAAUCUAAAAAAAUACAUUCCAGCAA